Rana temporaria (common frog) is the source of this 2811-nucleotide messenger RNA. Its product is annotated as protocadherin gamma-C5-like. Gene Ontology annotation, molecular function: calcium ion binding. Gene Ontology annotation, biological process: homophilic cell-cell adhesion. Gene Ontology annotation, cellular component: plasma membrane. Lineage: Eukaryota; Metazoa; Chordata; Amphibia; Anura; Ranidae. The record is from RefSeq and is a predicted model, not a curated record.
GUAUCCAUCUCUGGCAGCAAUUGCUUUUUAUUUCAGUAUGCACAGCUCAAGUAUUUAUCAGGGAGUUGUUUCCAUCUUCCUUUUCAUCAACAUAACUCCUGGGUGUAUUGCAUAAGGUUGCAGUUAUAUCUAAAGGCCACAAGAGGGCAGACUUGUCCUCUGAAGAUUUUAUUUAGCUACAGAAAUAUAUCUGCUCAAACUAGCCCUGCUCUCUCCUCCCCCUGGCUCAGUGAUUCACCCUCCCAUCUCUCCUCUCACACACAAAGGACUGCUUCAUUAGGGAUCCUGAGGAUGUUUUUGCUACAGAUGGAUUAUUUUUGCUAUAAAACACAUAUGAAUUUAUAAACAACAGGCAGUGUGGAUUAUAAAACAUCUAUGAUACAGCAAAUAUCAAGGAAACAUUGUAAGAUAUGGACAUCAGAGACUGCUGUCUGUGUUGGAAAUGGCAAGUAGCUUUCUCCCUUCUCCUUUGUAGCUGGGGCUGGGUCUCUGGGCAGCUUCGUUAUUCUAUUGUGGAGGAGUCUGAUCCAGGGACAUGGGUAGGAAAUGUAGCUCAGGAUCUGGGCAUAAAACGUGCAGAGAUUGCUCAGCGCAGAUUACAUUUGUCAUCUGAGAAAAAGCAAAAAUAUUUUACUGUAAAUAAGGAAAAUGGAGGUUUGAUUGUUAAUGACAGGAUUGAUAGAGAAACCCUAUGUGGAUCCAGUGUGAGCUGUGUGAUGAAUUUAGAGAUGGUUGCUGAAAAUCCAUUAGAGCUUUUUAGUCUAGACAUAGAUAUUCAGGAUAUUAAUGAUAAUUCUCCCACAUUUGUAUUUAAUAAUCGCAUUAUAGAAGUUACAGAGUUCUGGACAAGUCCUGGUGCUAAGUUUUCCUUAGAGAUUGCAAAGGAUUUGGAUGUUGGUAUUAAUGGUGUUAGUCAGUACAUAUUAAAUACAAAUCCUUAUUUCUCAUUGUCUGUAAAGAAUCGCAAGGAUGGCACUCUCAUCCCUCAGCUGAUAUUAGAGAAGGUGUUAGAUAGGGAGGAGAAACAAGAACACAAUCUUAUUCUCACUGCUAUUGAUGGUGGAGAACCGGCUAGAUCAGGAUCCUGUCACAUCACAAUAAAAGUGUUAGAUAUUAAUGAUAAUCCACCAGUCUUUGAUCAGCCAGUAUAUAAACUCAAUCUGAAAGAAAAUCUCCCUCUCUAUACGGUGAUAUUAACUUUAAAUGCUUCAGAUCUUGAUGAGGGAGCAAAUGGUGAAAUUUUGUAUUAUACUGAUGAGCACACAUCUGAAUCUGCCCGAGAAAAAUUUUCUUUAAAUGAACAUGGUCAGAUCUGUAUUAAUGGAUCUGUUGAUUUUGAAGAAGCAAAUUUUUAUGAAAUUUCCAUCAAAGCAGUAGACAAAGGACUUCCUAAACUGGAAGGUGACUGUCUGGUUCAUAUAGAAGUAGAAGAUGUAAAUGACAAUUAUCCUGAGAUUUCUUUUGCUUCUAUGGCAAAUGAGAUUCCAGAAAAUGCUCCUGUGGGAACUUCUGUGGGAUUGAUUAAUGUAGUAGACAAGGAUUCUGGGAAAAAUGGAGAGAUUCAAUUGGAAUUAUCCCCCAAUAUUCCAUUUAGAAUUGGAACUAUCAAAAAACAUUAUUCACUGGUCACUGAUGGGAUUUUGGAUAGAGAAAAAAUAGCCCAAUACACUAUAGAGCUCACAGCUUCAGAUUUAGGCUCUCCAGCUCUGUCCAGUAAAAUGACUGUUAUUCUCAGGGUUUCUGAUGUUAAUGAUAAUGCACCAGCAUUUACACAAUCUACCUAUAAUGCUUUUAUUAAGGAGAACAGUGACCCAGGAAUUCUUCUAUGUACAGUGUCUGCUACUGAUGCAGAUGAGGGGGUUAACUCUGAUCUGCUGUACUCUAUAGUCGAAACCCAGAUAGAUGGAUCGUCUGUAUCUUCUUUUGUUUAUAUAAAUUCUAAUACUGGUGAUAUAUAUGCUCAGCGUUCCUUUGACUAUGAACACAUUCAGACUCUACAAAUCGCCAUAAAAGUAGAAGAUUCUGGAUCUCCAAAGUUAUUUUCUACUGUCCCUGUCUAUAUAUUCAUAUUGGAUACAAAUGACAACUCUCCCACCCUGCUGUAUCCGGAGCACUCUGAGGAUCUCAUUGUCCAAGAGAGGAUCCCAAAAUCUACAAGUGCUGGAUAUCUGGUGACAAAAUUGACUGCAGUGGAUCUGGACUCUGGUCACAAUGCCUGGUUGGCCUUUAACCUUUUAGAACCUAGCAGUUCUGCACUGGUCCAAGUUUCUAAACAUACAGGAGAGGUCAGGACUGUCCGAGGAUUUCAGGAGAUAGAAAAUACAGAGCAGCAAUUUAUCAUUUAUAUCAGUGAUCAUGGGGAUCCCCCAUUAUUUACUACUGUCACUGUACUUAUCAGUAUAGCAGAUGAUGUUGCAGUAGAAAAACCCAAAUCUGGAGAUUUCCUUAGAAAUUCUAAACCACCAUCAGACAUCACUUUAUAUUUAAUUGUUUCUCUUGUUGCUAUCAGUUUAGUUUCCCUUGUGACAUUCAUUAUACUGCUAGUGAAAUGUUUGAGGAAGGAAAGUUAUGAUUAUAGUAGCUGCUGUUAUCUUAGUGGAUCUGAAUCAAAAUCCUACUUGGAUCAGUAUCAGCCGGCUCUUUUUCUGAACACAUGGAACCUUAAAAUACAUGGAGGUCAGGAUGGUUCCUCCAGGGGGACAAGGACAAUUUUACCAAACUAGUGUGCCCCCAGCCCCACAACAGAGGGACUCAGUUUUUCUGCAGUCUCUGGAUUUUCCCCAGUUGCGUGAACUAGUUAAAGACAAUGAU